Dichomitus squalens LYAD-421 SS1 is the source of this 2278-nucleotide messenger RNA. RefSeq names its product thiolase. Gene Ontology annotation, biological process: fatty acid beta-oxidation; phenylacetate catabolic process. Gene Ontology annotation, molecular function: acetyl-CoA C-acyltransferase activity. The record is from RefSeq and is a predicted model, not a curated record. The coding region runs from base 38 to 1273 and encodes 411 amino acids. Lineage: Eukaryota; Fungi; Basidiomycota; Agaricomycetes; Polyporales; Polyporaceae. Gene Ontology annotation, cellular component: peroxisome. The transcript is spliced from 12 exons.
UCCACUACGUCUCUCUUCUCGACCUCCACAUCCUACUAUGCUCGCCAGACUGACUGCUCGUUGCCCCGUGCGUUCUCUGACCCGCGGAUAUGCGACCCAGCUCAGAGGUCGCGCCGAAAUCCUAGCGAAGCGACCGGAUGAUGUCGUUGUGACGUUCGCGAAGAGGACGGCGAUGGGACGAGCAAAGAAGGGUCAGUUCAAGGAUGUGCCGGUAGACGAGCUGCUGCAUGCUCUAUUCAAGGCGACCUUUGAGAAGACGAAGCUCAGCCCCGCGUUGCUGGAAGACAUCUGUGUCGGGACAUGCCAUCCGCCAUCCCCACUAUACGUUUCGCGCGCGGCGGCCAUUGCUGCGGGCAUUCCAGUCGAGGUCCCCAUAUCCACUGUAAAUCGGCUCUGCUCCUCCGGGCUACAAUCAAUUGUGAACAUCUCCAACGCCAUCCGUGGUGGACAAAUUGAGCUAGGAAUAGCUGUUGGUAUGGAGAGCAUGUCCCUCAAUCCUCGUCCCACCCCGGAGAUCGUCCCCGCAAUUGGAGAGAAGCCUCAGGCUCACGACUGUGUCCAGCCCAUGGGGUGGACGUCCGAAAUGGUUGCACGAGCAUACAAUGUUCCUCGGCAGAAGCAAGACGAGUAUGCCUUGAUAUCUCAUACUCGUGCAUCGAAGGCAGUUUCCGAGGGCAUCUUUGCGGAGGAGAUUCUCCCAGUCGAGAUCCGGGGCACCGUCAUUUCAGUAGACGACACCGUCCGACCGGGCGUGACCCUCGAGUCGCUCGCAAAGCUCAAGCCCGCCUUCCUCGAGGACGGCGCCUCGACCGCGGGCAACUCGAGCGGCGUCGGCGAUGGAGCCGCUCUCUGCAUCCUCACGACGCGUGCCAGGGCGGAGAAGGAGGGGUGGGACGUCGUCGGCAAGUAUGUAACCAGCGCGUUCGUGGGCGUGGAGCCGCGCUACAUGGGCAUCUCCCCUGCGGUGGCCAUCCCGAAGAUCCUUGCCCAGACGGGCUUGUUGAAGGAAGACAUCGACGUCUGGGAGAUCAAUGAAGCGUUCGCUUCGCAGUUCGCGUACUGCGUCGAGCAGCUCCAGAUUCCCAUUGAGAAGAUCAACCCCAAUGGGGGCUCCAUUGCGCUCACACAUCCGCUGGGCAUGACCGGUACUCGCCAAGUCGUCACUGGCCUAGCGGAGCUGCGCCGGAGGAACGCCCCUCUCCUCUGCACGAGCAUGUGCAUUGGGAGCGGCAUGGGUGGUGCCGCCAUAUUCGUGAACGAAGCCCGCCACUAAGAGCUACAUGUAGCACCUCUGGCACUUGAUCCAUUUGCUCGCAGUCGUAUACUCGUACAUCAGUGCAAUGCUCCACUGCUUUUUGCCCAGCAUCACAACUUCGCCUUCGUCACCGUUUUGUAUGCCCUGAGAGCUUCAUCAACGAUCUCCGUCAUGGCGAGGACAGCCUCCUCCUCGAGCAUCUGCCCCACGACUUGUAAGCCGACAGGGGCGUUCUUGAACGUCUCCGGACUGUAUAGCUCCCAGUUCCGCCGAUCCUUCUCGCCCAAGAACUCACUGCGAGGCUGUGCUCGAUCUUGCACCGGGUCGACGCUGGUGACAGGGAAGGCGCAGCAGGCGUAGUUGAGCGAGUUCCACACGGCGGUGUACGUCGAGAUCCUGGCAAGCCAACCCUCACUAAGCCCAAAGUAAUUCACAAUGCGCACAGAGAACAAACGGCGUUUUCCCGUGCGGGCAUGCCGCAUGUGGCGCAACCGGGGCGAUGAUCGCGUCCACCGGGCGGCCGGUGCCUGUGUACUUCACGCUGUCGCGCCAGACGGCGAGGUACUCCUCGCGCAGGCCCGUGCGCGCCUUCUGGAUUUGCCAGAGCUCGUAGGCGGAAAGGGUGCGCGCAUAGGUGACGCCGACGUCGGCGACGCCUGCGGAGCCUUCGGGGGCCAUGGUCGUGAGGCGCGGCUCGCCGGUCGGACUGAGGACGGCGUUGAUGUCUUCCGCCGCGGCGGCCAUCCAGAUCUUCGCCACGUUGUCGUAGAGUUCCUGGUGCUUGUGGGGCGUCCAUGGUACCACUUUGUGUCCUGCAGCGACCAACGCCGCUUCCACAACCUUCAGCGCCCUCUGGAUGGGCGGGUGCGGUAUGACGUUCCCGUCGUCCGCCAUGAUGCCAAAGCAGAGCUGCUUCCCGUUCCCGUGGUCUGCGAGCCGGUACGCGUCCUCGUCCCAUUUCUUCCGGAUAGCCAGCGGGUCGAGGACCCACGGCUCGCUCUGGAUGACGGCCUUGAGGAACGC